Molecule: messenger RNA, 1547 nt
Organism: Thecamonas trahens ATCC 50062
Lineage: Eukaryota; Apusomonadida; Apusomonadidae
Exons: 1
Coding region: 1-1530 (509 amino acids)
Source: RefSeq, a predicted model, not a curated record
AUGCAGACUGCUGGACGGCCGUCGGGAGGCCUUGCCGGUAAUGACGAGACGAUCCGGAGUCUGACGGCCAAGGGCGUGCAAUGGUACUGCCUGGCACCGCCGGCACGGGUCGGAGCAGUUGUCCGCAGAGCCGCGCAUCACUUUGAAGGCCUCAUGCUCCCGCGGGUGGUCUGGCAUCGCAACCGCAAGCGCGGGCGAUGCUCGACGCGAGUCUACUCGUGCGCAGGCAAGUCGAGCAAGUGUCCGGCCGUCCUCCGCAUCACCUACUUUGACAUGCGAAAGGAUGGGACGGUGUGUGCUAACCCGACGACGCAUCCGCCAUCGCGCGGCGCGUGUAUGUCGGACCUCGCCCGCCCGCCUGUUGAUCCGCUUACACGGUUCAUGGCCGAGGCGGGCGUGCCGACGGCAUCAGCCGCCGGCGGCUCCCGGGCAGUCAUUACCGCCCCGCCAUCGGCCGAGCCCUCACCAACCAACGAGGGCGAAAGCGAGGUGGCUGGCUCCGGCAAGCCACGCAAGCGGCGCAACCGGGCUGCCGAGCGACGCAAGGGUCUUCUCGACUACAUCCUCACCAACUACCCGCACGCCGUCGAGGAAACGCCGACCGGGUGCAUUGUCUUUCUUCUCGUCCACUUUUACGGGGGCCAUAACCACCCGCUUAACCCGGACUCGCGGUCGAACCUGGAGCUCGCCGCCGAGCCGCCGCUUUCGCUCCCGCCGCUCCCUAACUCAGCCGAGACUGUCGCCGACGCCAGCCGCAAGCGGCGUAACUCAGCCGAAUCGUCGGAGGAGGACUCGGCCCGUGCCACCAAGCGCGGGCGGACCCUUGCUGCCGAUGCCACCACCCCAACCAUGGGUUCGCGCGGUGGAAGCGCAGCGACCACAAACGCGGGCUCGGGUGACGAGCGCGGCCCAGCCACGCCGGCCACCCUUGCCGAUGUGCGCGCCAUCUCUGAGCGGCUCGAGUCGCUGGAGGCCUUGAUCCGCAAUCUCUGCGACCGCGUCUCGCUCGUCACAAGCAUGAACCUCACCAGCAGCGCCUCGUUCGGCACCAUGCCCAUCGGCACCGUGAGCGGCUCCGUCGCUGGACCGUCGACCGUUCCGCUCGCCAUGCCGCCGUCGUUCUCAAACCUGGUCACGCCACCGGUUACGGCCCACUUUGACUGGCCUAUGCCGCCGCGGUUCUCCUCGCGGUCGCGGUCCAAGUCGGUCGGCGUCGGCACCGCCGUCGACUUCAUGGCCUCGGGCUCGCUCACCCGUCCGCUCCAGGUCUCGACUGCCACCGACCACGGUUCGGUCCACACGACGUCGACCGCCACCCAGGCCUCGGCGGGUCUCUCACUCUCGGUCGCGGUCGAUACUGAUGACCUCUUUCCGCUCGACAUGUGGGGUGUCAGCUCGGGCGUCCAGAGCUCAGCCUCGUCGGCCACGUCGCGGCCGCGCAUGAUGAUGAUCAGCGACGUGUCGCCGUCUGACCAUGUCCCCCCCGUCAUCCCGGCACCAGGCAGCGCACCCGCGGCACACCACGCAUAAAUCGAGUGUACUGCCAA